This is a messenger RNA of Dermatophagoides pteronyssinus (European house dust mite), 483 nucleotides long. RefSeq names its product V-type proton ATPase subunit e 1-like. Gene Ontology annotation, biological process: proton transmembrane transport. Lineage: Eukaryota; Metazoa; Arthropoda; Arachnida; Sarcoptiformes; Pyroglyphidae. The record is from RefSeq and is a predicted model, not a curated record. Gene Ontology annotation, cellular component: proton-transporting V-type ATPase, V0 domain. Gene Ontology annotation, molecular function: proton-transporting ATPase activity, rotational mechanism.
AUUGACUCAAUCUUGGCUGUGAUUUAAAAAAUCAGGUUAAAUAGAAUUAUUUUUUGUUUUUCCAAAAUUUUUGUUCAUCGUGAUAGAUACAUUCUUCAUUCACCAUCGAAUUAUAUAACUAUUGCAAAAAGAAAAAAAAUGAACGGCUUCAUCGUACCAGCAGCGAUUAGUGGAUUCUGGUUCAUAAUCGGUUUUAUCAUUCCGUUAUUUAUUCCUCGUGGUCCUAACAAAGGUAUAACGGUUACAUGCUUAAUGAUAACUGCCGUCUGUUGCUGGGUUCUAUGGAUUACAACCUACAUCGCUCAACUGAACCCAUUAUUUGGUCCACAGAUUAAAAGUACAACGUUAAUUUUGAUGAAGAACUGGGGAUUCUGAUCAUCAAAAUCAAAGGAGCAUUAAGUCAAUGAUGUAGUGAUUCCCGGAUAAAAAAAAGAACAAUGAUGAUAAUGAUGGAUGUAAAGCAAAAUACAAUAUCAUUUUUAU